This is a messenger RNA of Neodiprion fabricii, 876 nucleotides long. Its product is annotated as fatty acyl-CoA reductase wat-like. NCBI's taxonomy places the organism in Eukaryota, Metazoa, Arthropoda, Insecta, Hymenoptera, Diprionidae. Gene Ontology annotation, cellular component: peroxisome. The record is from RefSeq and is a predicted model, not a curated record. The transcript has 6 exons. Gene Ontology annotation, biological process: long-chain fatty-acyl-CoA metabolic process. Bases 1 to 876 code for a protein of 291 amino acids. Gene Ontology annotation, molecular function: alcohol-forming very long-chain fatty acyl-CoA reductase (NADP+) activity.
AUGUCGCAAAUACAGCAAUUCAAUGUUGGACAAAACAUCUUCAUCACCGGUCAAACUGGCUUUAUGGGGAAAAUCUUGACGGAGAAAUUGAUCCCAAGCUACCGAGAAAUUGGACCCAUCUAUCUUCUGAUACGGGAGAAAAAGGGGAAAAGUGUCGAGGAACGCAGGGAUGCGCUACUCGUUGAACCGGUAAUAUUCGCCAUGGAAAAUUUCGGAUAUUUCUCCAAGAUAUUUGACGUACUGCGAAACGACUACCCCAAUUUUUCCGAAAAGAUCGUUUGCAUCGUCGGUGACAUUGCCGAGGAAAGUCUUGGGCUCAUGUUAACCGACUUUGCACGGCUCGUCGACGAGGUAUCGGUGAUAUUCCACUUAGCUGCCACCGUCCGCUUCAACGAGAAACUCGAAGUGGCUCUUGCCAUCAACGUGAACAGCGUCAAGUCCGUCAUCGACGUUGCAAGAGAGUGCAAGAAUUUGAAGGUCGGAGUCUAUGUUUCCACUGCGUACAGCCACUGCGUCCGAAAGUCGAUCGACGAAAAGCUCUACCCGUCAUCCUGCGCGAGCUACGAGGAGGUCAAGGGUAUAAUCAGCAAAGCCAAGGCGAAUGAAUUGUCAGAGGAUAUGACGGAGGCCCACUUCAAGGAUGUUUCUGUUUAUAAUUACGUGUCUGGAUCAGAAACACCAAUAACUUGGAGGCAGUGCGAUAGUAAAAGCAGCGUGGCUCUAAGGUCUUAUCCAACAGAAAAAGCAAUUUACUAUUCUUUUUAUAUCGACACAAAGUCGAGAUUACUGUUCUACAUAUUGGAGAUAUGUUUCCACUUUUUUCCAGCCUUAAUAAUUGACAACGUUGCCAGGUUGAUGGGAAAAGAGCCACAGUGA